AGGUUUAGCGUUAAUUGAGGCUUUUUACGCCGAAUGAUUCACAAACUGGAAUUGGCUCGAACGAAUCACCGAAAAGAACCGGCUCGUAAAAACGGUUCAUACGCGAAUCGGACAUCACUGUUACAGUGAGAGGAGCAGUUUUAAGAGGCUGCCGUAGAGGAUCUACUGCUGAUAUGGAGACUCUAACCAUAUGACCGUGCAACUUUAGUGAAGCGACUGAACGGACAAGGCGCUUUUAUGGCUGUAGUCCUGUCAACAACUUCAAACAUGUCCAAAAGCCUGAAGAAGAAAAGUCACUGGACUAACAGAGUCCAUGAGGUUGUGUUGUCCAGGGGUCCGAGUGGGGAUCUAGGGUUCGAGCUGCAGGGAGGCGCGGAGAACGGACAGUUCCCCGUUAUUGGAGAGGUGAAACCGGACAGGCGCAAACUGCAGCAGGACGAGCUGCUUCUGGAGGUAAACGAUACUCCAGUGGCCGGACUGACCAUCAGGGAUGUUUGGGCUGUGGUCAGGCACUGCAAAGACCCUGUUCGGUUCAAGUGUGUCAAACAAGGAGGUGUUGUGGAUAAAGAUCUCAGACAGUACCUCAACCUGCGUUUCCAGAAGGGCUCUUUGGACCACGAGCUGCAGCAAAUCAUUCGGGACAACCUCUAUCUGCGAACAGUACCUUGUACAACCAGGCAGCCCAGAGAAGGAGAAGUUCCUGGAGUAGACUAUAAUUUUGUGACCGUUGAGCGUUUUGUGGAGUUAGAGAGAAGUGGAGCUUUGCUGGAAAGUGGAACUUAUGAAGAUAACUAUUACGGCACACCAAAGCCCCCGGCGGAGCCCAGUCCACUGCUGCUGAAUGUAGCAGAGCAGCUGCUGCCCGGAGCAACACCCACAUCACAGGGCAAACGCAGGCGCAACAAGUCCGUCAGCAACAUGGAGAAGGCUGGCAUUGAGCCUCCCGAGGAGGAGGAGGAGGAGAGACCCGUCAUUAACGGCAAUGGAGUCGCCAUCACACCAGAGUCAAGUGAACAUGAAGACAAGAGUACAGACGCCUCAGGAGAGAUGGCUACCACAUGCCCCUCCGAGACCUCCACAGAUGCCCCUAAAGAAGAUACAGAACCACCAAAAUCGCCACCCAAACCAGAUGAAAACGAUGAACUGGGUCCUCUGCCAGAUAACUGGGAGAUGGCAUACACUGAGAAAGGAGAAGUGUACUUUAUAGACCACAAUACGAAGACAACAUCCUGGUUGGACCCCCGGCUCGCAAAGAAAGCAAAGCCCCCCGAAGAAUGCAAGGAAAAUGAGCUUCCUUAUGGCUGGGAGAAAAUUGAUGACCCUAUUUAUGGAACCUACUAUGUUGAUCACAUAAACCGCAGGACUCAGUUCGAGAACCCAGUUUUAGAGGCCAAGAGAAGAUUGCAACACCAGCAGCAGAUGCAGAGUCAGGGCUUGUCCUCUCUCCCCCUACCUGCAGUUUACAGAGAGAAGCCUCUGUUCACGAGGGACCCCACGCAACUGAAAGGCAGCUUUCUGUCUACACCUCUGCAGAAAAGCAACAUGGGAUUUGGCUUCACUAUCAUUGGCGGUGAUGAACCAGAUGAGUUUCUACAGGUCAAAAGUGUCAUACCGGACGGGCCUGCAGCACAGGAUGGCAAAAUGGCUACAGGAGAUGUGAUCGUCUAUAUCAACGACGUCUGCGUCCUGGGCACCACCCAUGCUGAUGUUGUAAAGCUAUUCCAAUCAGUGCCAAUUGGACAAAGCGUAACCCUUGUCCUUUGCAGGGGUUACCCUCUUCCUUAUGACCCAGAGGAUGCAGCAAACACCUUACUAUCCCCCCUCGGCCUCAUUGAUCGCCCUCUGCUGGUCAACGGACGGAAUAGCUACGACAGCUACAUGGAGUACAUCUCCCGCACCGCCCGUUUCGUCGACCCCCUUCAAACAACGAUGGUGCAGCCUCACCCUGGAGACACCCACCUGGACGCCGGGCCACUGGAGGACAGCGUCUCGAUGGCGUCGUCUGGAGCGGCUGGAGGAGAGCUGCUAACGAUUAACAUGGUGAAGGGGGCAGAUGGGUUUGGAUUCACCAUAGCAGACAGUAAUGGAGGGCAAAGAGUGAAGCAGAUUCUGGAGGCUCAAGGAUGCCCGGGGCUGUGUGAGGGAGAUCUGAUUGUGGAAAUUAACCAGCAACCUGCGCUAACACUGUCACACACGCAAGUGGUGGAGCUGCUAAAAGAGUGUCCGAUUGGGACGGAGGCCACAUUGGUCAUACAAAGAGGAGGCACAGGUCACUUUUCCCCUUGGAAGACCACUAAACAGGUUUUGGAGCAUUGGGAUCCUCUCAGCAGUCCCACAACUAGUCUAUCUGUCCAUGCUCUUCCUCACAGCGCUCCAUAUCUGCACUGGCCUUCAGGUCCAGAAUUUGACCUGGCCAAACCUGACCCUUAUGACCUGUAUGAGAAGUCCAGGGCUAUCUAUGAGAAUAGGCAGCCAGGCCUUCCUCGAGCGUCCCUCCCUGCUGACCCCUCCGCAGAGUUCCAGGAGGUGGAGGUGCACCUACGCAGACAGAAGUCCGGUUUUGGCUUCAGGAUCCUGGGCGGAGAGGAACCAGGACAGCCUAUCCUGAUUGGGGCGAUCAUUGAGAAGAGUCCUGCUGAUAAAGACGGUCGUCUGCGGCCUGGAGAUGAGCUGAUUUCAGUCGAUGGGAUCGUGGUGGCUGGAAAACCUCACCGUUACGUCAUUGACCUCAUGCAUGGGGCAGCCCGAACGGGACAGGUCAAGCUCACUGUACGACGAAGAGUUCAGCCCACAGGCGAACCUUUUCCAGAGAACGGCCGCAGUCCUGGAUCAACACAACACAGUUCCCCGAGAAGUGACUUCAACUCCCGAAUGUUCUGUAACAACUCUGCCCCCUCUCAAAACUCCGCCCCAUCCACCACAGGCUCCUCCCCUCCAGACACAGCAGCCAAUCAGAAUGCACAGCCUAAUGACGUAUCCAUCCAGCGCAAGGAGACCGAAGGAUUCGGAUUUGUCAUUAUCAGUUCACUAAACAGGCCCGAAACUGCAGCCGCUGCUGCUGUGCCUCAUAAGAUCGGCCGCAUCAUUGAGGGAAGUCCAGCAGACCACUGUGGGAAGCUUAAGGUUGGAGAUCGUAUUCUGGCCGUCAACAAUCAAUCAAUCGUCAACAUGCCGCAUGCCGACAUCGUCAAACUGAUCAAGGACGCCGGACUAAGUGUCACACUCAGGAUCAUCCCUCAGGAGGAGACUAACAGCACUCCUUCUGCAGGCAGCUCAGAGAAGCAAAGUCCUAUGGCCCAGCCAAGUCCAGUGUGUCAACCUAACACUGUGAACCAGACCGGUGCAGCCCCUCUAGCAAACUCCAAUGCUCAACAAAACUCUGCUCCUCAACCCAGUCCCAUAAAGCAACCCAUUUCAGAAGCACAGCCGAGCCUUGUCACUCAAAACAGCCCAGCCAAUCAUCCCAGCUCAGUGACCCAACAGAACCCGCAAACUCAGCCAGUACAAACUUACAGCCACGACAGCAGCUACAGGUCAGAGGUGAAAGCCAGGCAGGAUGUAAAACCCGACAUUCGGCAGCCAUUUACUGAUUACCGUCAACCUCCGGUGGACUACAGACACCCUCCUGUAGCAGAUUAUAGACAGCCCCCAACGCUGGAUUACAGACACCCACCACUGCUGGACUACAGACCGCUACCUGCUGACCCUCGCACCUUUCCCUUACCAGACUACAGGAUGCCACAGGAUUUUGAUUUCUUCACGGUUGAGUUGGAAAAGGGGAUGAAAGGUUUUGGCUUUAGUAUUCGUGGAGGUCGUGAGUAUAAGAUGGACCUGUUUGUUCUGAGAUUGGCUGAAGACGGACCAGCCAUACGCAAUGGGAGGAUGAGGGUUGGUGAUCAAAUCAUUGAGAUAAAUGGGGAGAGCACGAGGGAUAUGACCCACGCUCGGGCUAUUGAGCUCAUCAAAUCGGGUGGCCGUAGAGUUCGCCUGUUGCUCAAGAGAGGCACAGGGCAGGUCCCUGAGUAUGCAGAUAGUCCCGCCCCCUGGGAUGCUCACCCUACAGCCUCCCCAAGUCUGUCGGAAGUAGCACCACCCCUCGACAGCUUAUCCAAUCCAUCAGCUUCUUCUCAUGUGAACCCACCCACUGACCCACCUCAUACAUCGUCCUUGGAAGCAGUAGGUCCAGACUCUUGCCAGGGUCCAAGAGGCUCAGAGAGUAGGGCUCUAGAGCAGGCCAGUGUGGGGAAGAGGUCAGCUUUGGCAGGUGGAGUUGGGGGUGGGACCAAGCAGAGGGAGGGUAGCAGGACCAACCGUCGCUCAAGUGGAGGGAAGGGUCAGCAACAAUACCUUGAUGAGUUUGCGGGAGAGCCAAAAUCCCACAAAAGCAGCCGGGCAAAGUCCAAGGAACGCAGAAGGGAGCGAAGCAGCACUCCGUCUCGCAAGCGAGACUCGCCCAAAACAUCCCUGACUGACACCAGCAUGAAUGGGGGAAAUGGAUGCCUCGAUGGUAGCAACAGUCAACAAGGACCUCUAGUGCCAUUCAAAGCCCUACCAAAGGAACCAGAAAAAGGGCAAAUGAGCCAAGAGAGUAACCCCAGCCACAACUCCAAGAUCAGCAGUGCUGCAGGCAGGAAGGCCACAGUAUCCCCAGGGCCCUGGAAGAUCCCUGGUACGGACAAGCUACCCAGUACCCUACGCUCAGCCACCUCCACAAUCAGCAGAUAACAUCUCAACCCAAUCUCAGGCCCAAGUUUAAACCUUACUUUUGGCUCUUUUUUUCAGCCAACUCUUGGACCAACAUUUGGCUGUGAGCCAACUUGUUUUGAGAUUGGUUGGGCUUGGGCUCUGCUUGAUUGAUUUUCACAGGCUUGCUCUACUUGGUAGAGAUCGUUUUUAAAAUUGACUAUGUGCCAUCCCCCUACAAUCCUCACAAAAGACCUUUCCAUGCAUUUCUAGACAGAGCAUUUUUUAUUUAUAUUUUAUUCUAAGUUAUUUUAACAGGUAUGACACCCACCACCUUAAGAACUGGAAGCAUUCACUCCAAAAAUAUCACGGUAGAAUGAGUGAAGCAUGUAGCGUGCAAAAAAGAAACCCAGACUGGUAUAAACUAUUGGGGAAAAGCACUCAAGACUCAGAGAUGUACAUGCAUAGAGAACCACUUACUGACUCUUAACCACCACCGGUGGCUACAGCAAUUUUUAUACGCCUUCAUUAAAAAAUGAAGAAUACUGAAGGAGUUGCCUGACAUACAGUUUUUGUGUAUUUGAAGAAUGGAAAUGAUUAAAAAAGAUUCUUUAUGAGCGGACACUCAACUAUGGAACUCUGCCUUAAAAGACUGACCUGCAGAUGUCUGUAUAAGGGUCGGUGAAAAGAAUAUAGAAAUAGAUAUAUUAUAUGACUACAUAUAUGUGAGACAAAUUGUAAAUAUGGUCUUUAUACACCAUUGUGAGCCCAUACUGGAGUGUUGCCAUUAUACAUGGUGUACUUUAGAAAAGUGUAAUCCAGAAUUUAUUCCUAUUCCAUUUUAAGGUGCAUUCCCACUGACAGCAAUUUAAACUCUUGUGGGUUUAAAUCUUCUCAACUUCAAAAUACUGUAGAACGGAAACAGGAAACAAAUCACAUUACCUUCACUGUCUGCAUUGACAUUGGCAGUUGCCUUCUCAUGUUAAAGAUCUCAUAGCCAGCGGUCACUUGUAUCACUUAAAACGGCCAACUUUCAUUGAUCAGUAAUGACUUCCAGUAGCUGAAAAUGUUGCUGUCAGUGUGAGCGCCCCUUGACACCACUGAUUGGUCAGCUGCUCUGUUAGUUUCUGGAGGAGCUGGUGGACUUUGACCUUCCCUUGACUCUGUCAUCCCUGGUUCAAUCUAUUCUCCCUUUACUUGUUCAAAGCAAUUUAAAGGAGUGCAAGGUGUUUUCGGUAAAUUAUAGAAUGAUUUUGAUUAGGGCAGAGUGCCUUAUGCCAGAGGUGUCCAGUACUACUCCUGGAGGUGUCCUGCAGAGUUUAGCUCUGAUCCUAAAUAAACACACCUGACCUGGUGUCACCCCUGUCUCAAAUGACACAAUUAACUUCUUCUUGCGAUCUUGCGGACAUACAAUGACCACCAUAUUUGCAUGUCCGUUAAGUCAAUGAGACUGUAUAGUGUCUCACUCAUUAUUUUACCCUUAAAAUGGGUGCUCAUGAGCUCUCCCUCUGUGGCUUCUAUGCAUUCUUGAUAUGCACUUCAGCUGAGCCACAAUGAGAGAAGCUCCACUGCAGCCUUCUACCCAAUGUCAAAGUGGCAAUACAUCCCAAAAGUGUGGACUCCACAAACCGCAAAGGUUAAGGGUGUGUUUGGGAAAGGCCUUAAUAUGCACAUGUGGACUUGCACCAAGUCUACAAUACCACAGUAAAUCCACAGUGACUCCUUUGCUGCUGCCUGUCCCAAAUGGCAAACUUAUUGUCAUGUACACAAGACCAUAGGGUGUCCCAUUUUUUUUUAUUUUAGCUAGUGCCCACGAGUGCCUCUUUUGCAGUCAACAUGAGCUCUAGAUGUGCAUGUUCAGUCAAGUCCACCUUAAAAUGAGCUCCGCAUCAGACUACCCAACAAUCAAAGUGGAUUUACUUCACGCAAGGGUGGACUCGGAGGAAGGCAGCAAGGGUUAAGGGUGCAAUUUGGGCCAGGGCAGGAAGGGUAUCACAAAAUCAUGCACUGGACCGAAAUGUGCAGUGUGUCUAGGCAAGUGUGCAGGUCUCCAGGUUGGAGAUGAGCUCUGCAGUAACACUAAGGAGUUGGAUCGGACAUCCUUGCUUUAUGCUGACCACUUGAUGCUUGAUUUAAGCUCCAAAUCCUAUACAACCACAUCAAACAAAAAAAAAUAGGCUGCUAUAUAUUCAUUGGACUACUUGUUCCAUUGAAACUGCAACAGUAACACCAGAUCUGAACGAGUACAGUAUGUUGUCGCAUCCCUGUCUUUGAAUGCUGAUUGGUGUGUAGAUCAAAUGAGAGACUGGUUUAUGUCUGCAGUAUAGAUAUAUCAAUUUAAAUCGGAGAGCUAUUUUCAUACAUAGAUAGAAAAAAAGGUGCCAGAUAUAUAUUAUCGAAAUCUUGGAGAGAGAAGUUUAAAUGUUUGUUGAGCACUUUGUCUUUCGGUAGACAUAUAAAAUACAGUACUGUUAAGAGUAAAUGCUGUGCAUCCAUGAAUAUUUAUCAGUUAAUUAUCAAAAUCUUUCAAUGAUGAUUCAUUUAUUAGUAUUUCCCUUAUAUAAAAGUUUAUUUCUAAGUCUAUUUCACAUGAUUCACGUCCUCUCAGCAAAUGAUGCUCAUUCCUUGUCUUUACAAAUGGGUGAUUUUUACACGCUUCCUAAUCAUGAAAGACAAAUCAAAGAAGUGACAUGCAGUUGUGUUCUGCGUAAUCAUCAUUCACCUUCAGUGAUGUGUUGUAUGCUGUAACUCUUUGUAUAUUUACUGUCCUUCAAUUUUUUCUAGCUUAGCUACAGUAGUAUGCUAACACGUUAGCAUGCUGACCAAAGGCUAAAUUAAAAAAACCUAUUUAAUGGUC
Molecule: messenger RNA, 7540 nt
Organism: Danio rerio (zebrafish)
Lineage: Eukaryota; Metazoa; Chordata; Actinopteri; Cypriniformes; Danionidae
Source: RefSeq, a predicted model, not a curated record